This is a messenger RNA of Epinephelus fuscoguttatus (brown-marbled grouper), 5206 nucleotides long. RefSeq names its product SPHK1 interactor, AKAP domain containing. Gene Ontology annotation, molecular function: protein kinase A binding. Gene Ontology annotation, cellular component: cytoplasm. The transcript has 14 exons. The coding region runs from base 479 to 5206 and encodes 1575 amino acids. Lineage: Eukaryota; Metazoa; Chordata; Actinopteri; Perciformes; Serranidae. The record is from RefSeq and is a predicted model, not a curated record.
UCCUGGUGACACGAGGCUAGUAGCUAUCUGCUAUCAGCUGUCCCUCCUGGGGUCCCCGCCCCACAGAUUGAGAACCGCAGCUCUGGCGUCACUUUCUAAGCGCACCUUGUGCUGAUGAGGCGGCCUGUUUAAACUGUCAGUACCCGCCCCUCCGGCUCGUCCUGCCACAGCUGCUGCUGCUGUCCUGCUUCCAACACAAUUAUAUUGCUCUCCAGGAGGUUUUGUGGGAGAAAUAAUUGCUUGGAGUUUUCUGCUGGCACUUGACUUCAGGGGCCUUGGUUACUUUUCCUCGGACGAUUUAUUCACCCAUGAGAUGCUGAGGACCACCACUGCUGCAUUUGAGCCCAGUUGCCGCCUGAACAUGAAGUACAAUAUGGACACUCAUAAGAGAGGCUUGGUCCCAGAGGGUCGUUGAUUUGAGUCAGGCGCAGAAUCUGGACUGAUAACAUAGGAAGGUAGACAGAGGAUUGGACUGAAGAUGCUGUCAUCGCUGUUCACUGUGCUGCGGACCUUCACUGAGCUUAACUUCCAGUCGUCUGCCAUGUUUGAGGGCUCAGAGGCGGUCGAGGUGGAGGGAGGCAGCAUGGAGAGCACCAUGGGCUCGUCCAUCAGCGCCUGCAAGAAGGUGCUGUGCAGUAACAGUGUGCUGGACUCGUCGGAGUACUGGCUGAGGAAUGAGAAGGCUCUGUGCAGACUGGGCCUGCUGGACGACGACACCGAGGGCAGCUGCACCAUGAUCUGUUUUGUAAAUCUGGACCCUCAGAAAACGGACUAUCGAGAUGACAAAAGCAUCAAGAAAUUGGCAUCGGUGUCUCCAGACCUGCCAAAGCUCGUCGAAUUGCUGAAUGUCCACCAGCCGAAAGAAAAUGAGAUCCUACUGCUCGGUGGCCUAGAAGCCUCAGAUACUUGCCAAACCCACCCACUCUCCCCCUCUCAGGGCGGGCAGCAGCAGCAGAGAAGUACAGGUGUGUGCCUGGUUCAGUGUUCAGGGCAGAGACGCUCCACCCAACCUGGCAACAUCAUCUUUGAGAUCAACAAGUUCCUGAUUGGUCUCCAGUGGGGGAAGGAGCGACAGCUUCAGCAGGGCCGGGCAGCCAGACAGCGGCUCGACGACGACACCAAUCGCUCCAUCUCGUCCAUAGAGGAAGACUUCCUGACUGCCUCAGAACACCUUGGGGAUGACAGCGAGGACGACGGUUUCAGAAAUGAACCAGAGAGUGGUGACCUGGCAGAGAGCUUGGCGGAGGUUGCACAGAAACACUGUGUCAGACUUGCCUGUCAGAGGGGACAGCUGGCCCAUCAUCAGGGCAGGGAGGAUGGUGAGGUGAAAAGGGAAGGGCAUCGGCGAGCAAGCCUCCAUACUAAGGAAUCAGCUGGUCACUAUGCCACAAAUCUGGCCGAGUCUGUACUGCAAGAUGCCUUCAUACGCCUCUCUCAAGACGAAACCUCUUUUGUCUCUGAGGCUGCUGUCAGUGUGUCCCUCUCUAGUCGUCCUUCCAGCGCUACUGGUCCUUCAAAGACCAAACAGCCUUCCCAACAGCGCACCUGCUCUUUUGAACUCCCCAAGAUUGUCAUUGUUCAAAGCCCAGACAGUUCUGAUGGGGCUGCAGAAUGGCCAGAGACCCAGCUGUCUCAUGUGCCUGACCAGGAUAUCACUGCCAAAGCCAGAGAGAUGCCAGAGAAUGGGACACAGGCUCACAUCCCCCACCACAAUGGUGGAUACCCGUCCAAACACGUAGAGGUGGCUUUGGCCUGUGCAGCCAGUGUCAUUGGCACCAUUACCAACCCACAGCUGACAGAGCAGCUUGCCAUGGAUUCGGCCUCAGAGGAAGACACGGAGGAGGACCUGCAGGAACCAGAGGAGAGAAGCGACUACUCCUUCUCUUCAGCUAUAUGUGGCAUGGCUCAGGUAGCUGGUGCUGUAGCCGCUGUGGAGCUAACAGAGGAGUCAGGGGAGUGUGCCGAUUCUGACGCCGAUUCUGCUGAAGCCUACACAGCGUCCUGUGGUCUGAUGUCUGCUGCCGAAGCCUCUGCAGCCAUAACUCUGCACUGCAGUGUGGCAGAAGGUACCAGUGUUGAAGCAUUUCGUGCCAACAUUGCAGAGGUGCUACACAGGGAAGCAGCUGAGGUGCUGACUCAGCCGCAAGGCUACAGGAGUGUAGCCCACCUGCUGGAGGCAACGCAUAACAAGAUAGUAGAUGGCAUUACUUGUCCAAAAAAGUCCUACAUGGAUGAAAGAGAGGUGGAUGACCUAAUAAAUGAGGUGGCAGACAGCCUAUUCAAACAUGCUUUAGAGAAAGCAAAAAAGAAAAAAGAACUGGAGGGUACUGGAAAAGAUACUCCAGGACUUCAAGUGUUUCUGCAGGACAGUGUUAACACUUUGCUGUUUGAUAUCCUUUGUCUGACACAAAAGAAAAUCAGUCACAUCUCUCAGUGUGACCAAGGGUCAUUUGAGACUCAAGAGGGUGAUACUUGUGCUAGGGAGCCUGCUACCACCAAGGAGAGCAAGGAUCCAUUAAGUCAGUUACAGUGCUUAGUCGGCCAUGGUCAGUCCACUAAUAGUGAGAGCCACAGCGGCAUACUACACUGCACUAAUAAGCUUACCAUGGCUCCUGGGCUGAAGGAGAAAUAUGCGCUUGAGGAAAGUGAUCUCAUUGCAUCUUCCUCCACAGCACACAGCAGAGAGCAAAGACUAAGUCAGUCUAAAUCCACCUCCUUGCCUGCCAAAGACUACUCUGACCACCAGCAGAUCCAGCAGGGCAGUGGUGCCAUCAGAGAACCCUUGAGUGAAAUCCAAGUUCAUAGCACAGACAGGAGGGGGCGAUUAGUGACCGGCAGUGACAGCAGACAGGCCUCCCUCACACCCCAGUCCUCCCUAAACUCAUGCAGUUCUCUGCUUUCUUGGAGAAUGGAUUCAGAGUCCAGGACACCGAUUACUUGCUACGCUGACGAUUUGGCUGCUACAGUGGUAUCUAUGGCCACAGAAUUGGCAGCUAUCUGCCUGGAAAACAACACUGGGAAACAACCCUGGUUCUGUUCCCUAAAAGGGACGUCUGCUGAAGGGCCAGAAGCCUACUUGCUCCCUGCUUGCCGCACAGUCCUCAGGAGGAAAGAGGCUCAGGCCAGCAGUGCUGCCUCUAAGAAACACCGUGCCCCACGCCUCAGUGAGAUUAAGAGGAAAACUGAGGAGCAACCAGAAUUGAUGGAGCGGCUGGUGAACCGGGUGGUGGACGAAUCGGUAAACCUAGAUGAGCCGCAGGACCCAUUUGCCCUUUUUGCCUCUGAAGUCACGGCCAGGAUCAUGAACUGCCCUGAGCUUAAUGUGGUGGAUACCUCCAAAACAGGUCAACCACGAAGCAGGUUGCAGUGUGAGAGGUGGAGCCGUGGGAAAGCAUCUAGUUAUGAGAGCAUUCCAGAAGAAGAUCCAGACCCCUCAGGCACACCCAACACAUUGGGCCUCGGCAGUCGGUUAGGUCAGAACUUGAGCCGUGGUAGCUCAAUCUCUAAGCAGUCCAGCUGUGAGAGCAUCACAGAUGAGUUCUCACGGUUCAUGGUAAACCAGAUGGAGACAGAGGGCAGGGGCUUUGACCUUCUGCUGGACUACUACGCAGGAAAAAAUGCCAGCAGCAUUCUGACUGCAGCUGUACAACAGGCUGCAUCAAAGAAGAAUGGUCACCUUAAUGUCAGGGCCUCAUCCUGCUUGUCCAAACAGUCUAGUACGGAGAGCAUCACAGAGGAGUUCUACAGGUUUAUGCUUCAGGACAUGGACAAGGAAAACAGAGAGUAUGGCAUCGCCAAGACUAAAGAGUGGAGCAACAGCCUGUUCCCCCCUUCUCCAAGAACACCCUUCUGUAUACGACAGUCCUCUGUUCCAGACCGGCGCUCCUCAGACUCUCGACUGACUGUCAACUCACCCAUUAAAGCCAACUCUUUUGACGGAUUUGCCCGCAAUGUGCAUGGAGACACGCUGAAUAUCUUCCCCACCAACUCAGUGUCAGCCACAGGACUGUGUAAGUCAGACUCCUGUCUCUAUCAAAGAGGCAAGACUGACCAAAUUACUGAUAUGCUGAUUCAUGAGACCUGGUCAAGCUCCAUUGAGUCUUUGAUGAGAAAGAACAAGAUCAUUGCCGAUCCAGAGGACAGUAUUGAGCUGGAGGCUGCAGGAGACUCCCAGCCCCAUGUGCAGCAGUUUGCCAAUCGCCUGGCAGCUGACAUUGUAGAUAUUGGCAAGUCUGCCUUGGGGGGCCAGCAAGAUGUAACUGUGGGUGCAUCUGGGUCACUCCCACAGCCGCACAUGCCUGUUGGUGAAAGAAGGAGGGGGUUCAAGCAAUCACAUCUAAGCUGUAGUCGGAGUAGGUCGAGCCAGGAGCAAACUGGUAUUGGAGUAGCGUCCGGGACUGGUGACAGUAGUGCACCCUGCAUGAGGGGCCCCAGAGAUGUGCCACUGAUCCACAUCGAGGGAGAUCAGAGAGAAGAAGAGACUCAUUUAAGGACAGGAGGAGGACCUCAGGAAACAACCCCAGAAAUGUCAGCUACCAAGCGUACAGAGAGAACUACAGCCAACUGCAGCAGCAGUGAGAGGGACAGGCCAGCUGUGGCGGUGGCUGCAGUAGUGAAGAGCGACAAGCGUUCUAUGAGUGCUAGCAGUGAAGAGAGCAUGGGGAGCUGGUCCCAUAUAACCCCCGAGGAUGACCCCCACGAGGAGACCAGUAGUUUUAUCCAGCUGAGCGAGGGGAACGGAACCAGCAGCGCAUCCAGCGUAGGCCUGGCAGACCUGGAUGCUUUUUCUGACAUGCCCUCUCAGAGCACAGUAAUCAGUGAGGAGACAGAAAAAGAGCAUCAAGCAGGAACAAAGGAAAAUGUCUUUGAGAGCAGUUCGGCAAGGACGGCAGGCGGCAGUAGCAACCUCAGGGUGCUGUUGGUGGUCAACUGUGACCUUGAGCCUGAGUGUGUGGACUCAGAACUGAGAGUGGCCCUGCAGUGGAUCGCUGCCUCUGAGCUGGGGCUUCCUGUGCUCUACUUCAGGAAGUCCAAAGAGAAGAGGAUUGCAAAGUUCCAGAGGGUGGUCCACCUGAUGUCUCAGAAGGCGUGGCGGAUUGCAGACUUGUUCAGUGCUGUGGUCCAGUUCUGUAAGCUUCAUGAGAAAGAGGAAGAGGAGGGCCGCUCUCUGUCCAGCCUGUUCGAUUGGCUGCUGGAGACCCUGUAG